Messenger RNA from Penicillium brevicompactum, 948 nucleotides. Its product is annotated as 3'-5'-exodeoxyribonuclease. The record is from RefSeq and is a predicted model, not a curated record. The transcript is spliced from 5 exons. NCBI's taxonomy places the organism in Eukaryota, Fungi, Ascomycota, Eurotiomycetes, Eurotiales, Aspergillaceae. The coding region runs from base 1 to 948 and encodes 315 amino acids. Gene Ontology annotation, molecular function: 3'-5'-DNA exonuclease activity. Gene Ontology annotation, cellular component: cytosol.
AUGGCAGAAUCCGAAUCUCAGCCUAUCCGAUAUGUUGAUAUCGGAAUCAACCUGGGCGACCCCAUGUUCCGUGGCCAAUAUCACGGCAAACAGUCGCACGAAGAUGACGUAGACGAUGUGGUCCAGCGCGCCAAAGAUAUCGGAUGCUCCAAGUUCAUGGUCACAGGCUCUGAUCUCGAAGAAUCGAAGCAUGCCGUACACAUCGCGAGCAAAUAUCCUGGGCUCUGCUACGCAACCGUUGGCGUGCAUCCAUGCCAGGCAAAGCUGUUCGAUGAGUACCCAGGCGGCCCGACAAAAAUGCUAGAGGAACUCCGCACCCUAGCGACAGAAUCACAAGCAGCCGGUCAUGCCGUUGCAUUUGGCGAGAUCGGUCUUGACUACGACCGUCUAUUUUUGAGUGAAAAGGAGCCGCAACUCAAGUACUUCGAAGCCCAACUCGAUCUAGCCGUUGAGAUUCAGAUGCCGCUUUUCUUGCACUCGCGUGCCGCAAGCGAGGACUUCGAACGGCUUCUCGCUCCUAGGCUUGCGAAGCUGCCGAAGCGCGGUCUUGUGCAUAGCUUUACGGGAACCAUGGAGGAGAUGAAUCGGAUGGUGGCAUUGGGACUGGACGUUGGUGUUAAUGGGUGUAGUAUGAAGACCGAGGAGAAUUUGGAGGUUGUUAAAGCUAUCCCGCUUGAUAGGCUUCAGAUUGAGACUGAUGGUCCUUGGUGUGAAAUUCGUCCUUCUCAUGCUUCUGCGAAACAUCUGGAUGGAGCGGCGGAGUUACCCAAGGCAGUUAAGAAGGAGAAGUGGACGAAGGGGUGUAUGGUGAAGGGGCGCAAUGAGCCCGUUGCUAUUGCUCGUGUUGCUCAUGUCAUUGCCAGCGUGAAGGGUAUCACUGUGGAGGAGGUUUGCGAAGCUGCUUGGAACAACUCGAUCAAGAUGUUCGGAUUGGGCGAGGCGCAGUAA